Messenger RNA from Erigeron canadensis, 969 nucleotides. RefSeq lists its product as uncharacterized. NCBI's taxonomy places the organism in Eukaryota, Viridiplantae, Streptophyta, Magnoliopsida, Asterales, Asteraceae. Bases 1 to 969 code for a protein of 322 amino acids. The record is from RefSeq and is a predicted model, not a curated record. The transcript has 3 exons.
AUGACUGGUUCAUCAUCAAUAUCAUCCUCUAGUGACGAUUACGAAUCAAACGAUUACGAAUUAAUCAAUAAUGUUGUUACGCAAAUGAAUGUUGUUUUUAAUCCCCAAGCCAUAGGUGCGUGUCUUAACGUUAUUUUUGACGAAGAAGAAAACCAAAGCCAAGAAGCCUCAAGUUCUUCAAGACCCAAGUUGACUAGAAGGUUCUUCCACAAAGGCCCGACAGAUGCUAGUGGUCGUCCCGAUUUCAACAUUUUCCAGAAAUGUACUUCUGCCAUUCGCCAGUUAGCGUAUAGCUUUAAGGCUGAUGCUUUAGAUGAGUACUUGCAAAUGGCUCAAGAUAUGGGCUACCAGUGUUUAAACGCUUUCUGCAAGUGUGUUAUACAACUCUAUCGUGACGAGUAUUUGAGAAAGCCAACAGAAGCAGAUAUCGAACGGUUGACUGCUAAACAUGCUGAGGUUCAUGGGUUUCCGGACAGGGCUCCUAAAGUAGAGUUUUCGGUUAAUGGGGAGCAGUUUCAAAAGGGAUACUACCUAGCGGAUGGUAUUUAUCCAGAAUGGGCUACUCUUGUUAAGUCAUUCAAGUGCCCACUAGACCCAAAAACCACCAAGUUCAAAAGAUACCAAGAAGCUGCAAGAAAGGAUGUCGAGCGAGCAUUUGGGGUUCUUCAAGGUCGUUGGCAGAUCAUUGAACAAUAUGCGCAGCCAUACAGUACGAAUAAGAUAAAACGGAUCAUGUUAUGUUGUGUGAUUCUCCACAACAUGAUCGUUGAAGAUAACGAGCACGCAAUUACAGAGUUUAAAGAAGAGUUGAUAGCUAAUACUAGACUCCCAACUCGUACGUGGACUGAAAGGUGUUCGACGCAGCUUCGUAUGUACAUGGAGUUGUGUGAUAGAAGGGCUCACCAUCAACUCCGCAAUGCCCUGAUUGAACAUGUUUGGAACCUUCCGGAACACGGUUGUCAACGUUGA